Messenger RNA from Pseudonaja textilis, 3116 nucleotides. The record is from RefSeq and is a predicted model, not a curated record. Lineage: Eukaryota; Metazoa; Chordata; Lepidosauria; Squamata; Elapidae.
UCCGUCCGGCGCUCUGCGCGGAAAAAGGACCGCUCCGCCGCACCGACCCGGGGCGAAGCCGGGAAAGAAGGAGCCGUCGGGGCGCGCUUUUCCAGAGCCCGGGUUGCCUCCGCUGCUAGCCGCGGGGCUCCUCGGGAGGGGUCCGGGAAACCCACCGCUGGAUCGGAUCCGGGACGCUUCGAGGAGGAAGCAACCCGAGCGCGGAAGGCGAGAUCUUACCCGGGGCCUCCGCCCGCGCCGACGGAGGAGGAAGAGAUCGCGGCGCCGGCGAGGGCGCCAGGGAAGCCUCGGAGGGCAUGUAGAGCCCGGCUGGGGGUUGCAGACGUGGCUCCGCUUUUCCCCCUCGUGAUGGGAGGGGGUUUGAGCUAGCUCCGAGCUCUCCCCGUGGUCUCCCUUCCUCCCGCUGGCCGAGGGAAGGUCCAUGCUCCUGGACCCGAUGAGGCCGGGAGGGCGCCAUGGAGCCACUGAAAAGCAUGUUCCGGAAAGCCCCUCUGGUGGGCGGCUGGGGUCCAGCCGGCCCCCGAGUCGGGGCUCCCACCACUUACGCCAACCCGGUCUGGACGGCGUUGUUUGACUACGAGGCCGCCAGCACGGACGAGCUGACCCUGCGGAAAGGGGACUUGGUGGAAGUCCUGUCCUGGGACUCGGCCAUCUCCGGCGACGAAGGCUGGUGGGCCGGGAAGCUGAACGACCGGGUGGGCAUCUUCCCUUCGAAUUACGUCUCGCCCAAGACGGGGGGCUAUGCACCGCCGGGCGGGGACCCCCCUGAGGCCGACUUUCGGGACCUGACGCUGGAGGAGGUGAUUGGGGUGGGCGGCUUUGGGAAGGUGUACCGGGGCAGCUGGCGGGGGCAGUUGGUAGCAGUCAAGGCGGCCCGCCAGGACCCGGACGAGGACAUCAGCACCACGGCCGAGCGCGUUCGCCAGGAGGCCCGCCUCUUCGCCAUGCUGAAGCACGCCAACAUCAUCGCCCUGAAGGCCGUCUGCCUGCAGGGGCCCAACCUGUGUUUGGUGAUGGAGUACGCGGCCGGAGGGCCGCUCAGCCGGAUGCUGGCCGGACGCCGCAUCCCGCCACACAUCCUCAUCAACUGGGCCGUCCAGAUCGCGCAGGGCAUGGAGUACCUUCACUGUGGUGCCAUCGUGCCCGUCAUCCACCGGGACCUGAAAUCCAACAACAUUCUGCUGAGCGAAUACGUGGACGACGGCGAGGUCAGCGGGAAAACCCUAAAGAUCACCGAUUUCGGCCUGGCCAGGGAAUGGCACAAAACCACUAAAAUGAGCGCAGCCGGGACUUACGCUUGGAUGGCGCCGGAGGUCAUCAAAAAUUCCACUUUUUCCCGGGGUAGCGACGUCUGGAGUUAUGGGGUGCUCCUAUGGGAACUGCUCACCGGCGAAGUUCCAUACCGGGGAAUUGACGGGCUGGCUGUGGCUUAUGGGGUUGCCGUCAACAAACUCACCCUCCCGAUACCAUCUACGUGCCCGGAACCCUUUGUACGUUUAAUGACGGAGUGCUGGCAGCAGGACCCCCACGCACGCCCCAGCUUUGCCUCCAUCCUCGACCAGCUGACAGUCCUCGAAAGACAGGUGCUCCACGACCUGCCACAAGAGUCCUUCCAUUCCAUGCAGGACGACUGGAAAGUGGAGAUCCAGGAUAUGUUUGACGAGCUGCGUGCAAAAGAGAAGGAGCUGCUGAGCCGGGAGGAAGAGCUGAAGCAGGCGGCCCUGAAGCAGAAGUCCCAGGAGGAAUUCCUCCGCCAGCGAGAACACGAACUGGCCCAGUGGGAGCUGGAGGUCUUCGAGCGCGAACUCAGCCUCCUGAUCCAGCAGAUGAACCGCGACCGGCCGCACGUCAAGAAGCGCAAGGGAACCUUCAAGCGCAACAAGCUCCGAGGGAGGGACAGCGAGCGCAUCAGCAUGCCGCUCGGUAGGAAGGCCGGGUGCAAGAGAGCCCGCCUGGUGGUGGCGACAGUGGAACCGAGUGAGAGCGAUCAAUCCUGGAACCGACAAGCAUCUCGUCGGGGCGAUGAGACCUGGAAUGGCCAUACCAAGAGCCCAGGCUCCCCUAAGAUGUCUGAGGGCAGUACGCAAAACGGCAGGAGAAGAUCGCGGCCAGAAGAAACAACGUGGUACGUAGAACCGGUCGGUUCCCCUGUUCCCUCACAACUCCACUCUCAGCCCAGCCAGAACGGCGACGUUCCUGUCGUCAACUCUGCAGAAACCGAGGAGCCACCACUGGAAAGGCUGAACGGGCCCCGGCUCAUCCAGAGAGUUUUACUCCGGGGUUCGGCCUUGCUGGCUUCCCUGGGCUUGGGCCGAGAGUUGCCGGUCCCUUCUCCGGAGGGGCCCAGGGAGGGGCCAACUUCAAGGAAGCCAUCUCCCCGAAGAGAGCCUACUCCUGCUUUACAGGUGGAGCCCUGCAAGGAUGAGGCUGCCACUGAUCUCCUCAUUGAACUGGACUCGGUGGGGGACAGGACAGCCUUGCCACCUCUCUGGACACAAGAGUCACCCCGGGCGGCACAACUCGCAGAAGGCCGGACCACUAAGGCUCAAAAGUGGGAUGGCGCUUUCCCAUCUCCCUCCUCCCCCCGCAGCCCCCGUUCCCCUCGCCCCUCCCUUCACCCAACCCUCAUUUCCCGCCCCCGCCCCUCCCCUCUCCGCAGCCGGAUCGACCCCUGGAGCUUCGUGUCGUCGGGAUCCCGGGCCUCGCCAGCGGUCACCCCAGUCCAGUCGCCCUCCCUGGGUCCACGUCACUUCAAACCACUCGCUCCCGAAAGCACCAAUCCUUUCGGGGCGCCCGUUUCAGAUCCUUUCGCCUGGGGGGACUUUUCGGCGCCCGCCGACCCUUUUCUCGGGACCUCCGCACGGGCUGCCCCAGGGACGCUCGACCCCGCAGUUUGCUGGACCUCCAGACCUCUCCCAACUCCGCCAGACGACUUGCCAGCCUCCUCCUGGUGGGGGGAGACCUCCUGCCCACGGGGAAACCCGGUCCCCAAAUGACCAGGGACGCACCAUUUCUGGAAAUACGCCUGCCGGGCUUCACGGGACACGGGCCAUGGCCCGUCGCGUGGCCAAAGAUCCGAGGACCACAGACGGCUGUUCUACAGGGAAGGAAUUUUU